AUGAAAAGUAUUCAUGAAGCUUUCAGACACUCCAUGGAUAUUCGAGAACCAAGAUGUGAGGAGAAUAAAUGGCAUCACAUGCACAUGGUGAAAGCAUUGACUGUGAAAUUCAAUCCAGGAGGGAAAUUUCAUGCUACAGAGAGUGAAGUUUCUAUUUCAUGUUUCUUCGCUAAAAAGGAAGACUGGGGAAAGUGCAACGUGAAGAAAUUGAACAAGAGAAAAACAUGUUUUAGUAAAGUUCGUUGUCCUUAA
Clunio marinus is the source of this 252-nucleotide messenger RNA. NCBI's taxonomy places the organism in Eukaryota, Metazoa, Arthropoda, Insecta, Diptera, Chironomidae. The record is from the annotation of a GenBank genome assembly.